Messenger RNA from Chara braunii, 1669 nucleotides. The record is from the annotation of a GenBank genome assembly. NCBI's taxonomy places the organism in Eukaryota, Viridiplantae, Streptophyta, Charophyceae, Charales, Characeae.
GAGGAACGAUCCAGACGUCGCUGCGUAUGCAGAACAAAAGCUAAAUGAGUUGUACGCCAACAACAUGGAGUUUUGAGCGCCUUUCUCCACAUUCCAAACGGCACCGUCUCGUGGCAUUGACUGGUGCAUGCCGCAACCUCCGUCGAGCGGUCAGCAUUCGGGAGGGGGUGGAGGAGGAGACGAAGGAGACGGCGGAGGUGGCGGAGGAGACGGCUCACAGUUUGCCGGAAACGGGACGGGCGAGACAUCGUCGGUAGAGAAGGCGUCCGGCGGAAAGGGGUCAGGCGAAAAGGACUCGGGCGGAAAGGGGUCGGGCGGGAAGGGGUCGGGCGGGAAGAGGUCGGCCGGAAAGCGUAGAACGUCCGGGAGUCCCCAAUAUAUGGAAACAGACCCUCACUGCGUUGGGAGUCAAGAUUCCGACAUGCGAGACGAGGCCACCCUGAUGUCUGAUCAAGUGCGAGUAGAUUCCCACUUGUCUGCGAGGACUUUGUUUCCCGUUCUCGAGGAGAGUCCAUCCCGCCGUGUGCAGCAGAGGUCUCCUGUGCUCAACACCUUGCUCCUGAAAGAGGGCGCGUCUUUGUUUUGCCUGGAGGGCGGGAUGCCUGCAUUGCGAAGGAGCGAAGGUGUGACCUUCAAUUCCCUCGGCUCGGACGACCGCCACAAACUCCGAAUACAUUCGGAAUUGCUGACGUCGCCCUCCGCCAUAAGUUCUCCUCACGCAACGGUUCCGCGGGGCCAAGAAAAUGUCACGUCCUGCCCCCCGCAUCUUCAGUUGGAUACAGGGUUGCCCUGCUCGCCUCCGUUCUCAUGUGUUGAGACUCGACACUGGCGGUCUCGCGACGUGCUGGAGGGGCCCGCUGCAGGAGUGUUGGAGACCGGGGGUAGCGAGCACGAACGUCACACUCCUGGGGAGCGCUCUCCAGGAACGCGUGCUGUUCAUCGGGAAGAGGAGACUCAACGCUGGCAGUCUCGCAAAGUGUUGGAGACCGGGGGUAGCGAGUGUGAACGUCAUGCUUCGGAGGGUGCGUCCCGGGGAGAGGAGACUCGACACGGGCAUGCUCGUGAGGACGUGAAGUGGCUCCACGCACGGGCGCUGGUGAUCGGGACGUCCGAAGAGGUUCUGCACAGUCGUUCGGCUGUGGCCACGACGCGAGAGGGUGUCGCUAAGGGAGGUAAGUGGACGUCCGUGCAAGCUCCCGUUCUUGGUGGCGAUGAAGACGAAGAAGAACCCGCGAUGGAAGCUCGGGUUAAUGGCGAUGAGAAAGGCGGAGAACCCGUGAUGGAAGGCGGUGAGGUGACUGUCGACAUCCAGACAGAUCCACAGCGGAAAGAUGGUGAUUGUUCGCCCACCCGUUGCGGUGAAGAACAGGGUGGUCGACCGUCUGUCCUAAGCACCGCUCGGGGAAUGGUGCUUCAUGAAGCCAUAGAGUUGGCUGACGAGUCGGCAGCCAUCGAGCUGGUUAGCGACUCAGGCGUGGCCGAGAUGCAGAACGCCGAAUCCUCCGUGGAAGGCGGUGAGGUGGCCGUCAGCAUCCAGAUAGAUCCAGAGCGGAAAGAUCAUGAUUCUCCGUCCACCCGUUGCGGUGCCGAACAGGGUGAUUGAGCAUCUGUCUUGAGUACCGGUCGGGAAAUGGUGCUUCAUGAAGCCAUCGACUUGCCAAGCGACUCA